AUGGAUUCAGAUUUCGGAAUUCCAAGAGAACUUUCUGAUCUGCAAAAACUUCGAUCUCAGUAUCAACCUCAACUCCCGCCCUGUCUUCAGGGAACUACUGUUCGCGUAGAGUUUGGGGAUGCCACCACAGCGGCAGACCCCUCAGGUGCUCAUACCAUAAGUAGGUCAUUUCCUCACACUUAUGGUCAACCUUUAGCACACUUUAUGAGGGAAACUGCCAAGGCCCCUGAUGCCCAAAUAAUCACCGAACACCCAGCAAUCAGAGUGGGAAUUGUUUUUUGUGGAAGACAAUCUCCCGGAGGACAUAAUGUUGUUUGGGGUCUCCUUGACGCUCUAAAAGUUCACAAUCCCAAGAGUACUUUGCUUGGAUUUUUGGGUGGUUCUGAAGGUUUAAUUGCUCAGAAAACUUUAGAAGUCACUGACGACGUCCUUGCAACCUACAAAAAUCAAGGUGGUUAUGAUUUGCUGGGAAGGACAAAAGAUCAAAUUAGAACAACCGAGCAAGUUAAUGCGGCACUGGAUGCAUGUCUAAAUUUGAAUUUGGAUGGUCUUGUGAUUAUUGGAGGGGUGACAUCAAAUACAGAUGCUGCUCAGCUUGCAGAAACCUUUGCAGAAAGGAAAUGCCCAACAAAGGUGGUUGGCGUACCUGUUACUUUAAAUGGAGAUCUAAAGAACCAGUUCGUUGAGACCAACGUUGGUUUUGACACUAUAUGUAAGGUUAAUUCCCAGCUUAUUAGCAAUGUCUGUACUGAUGCUCUCUCUGCAGAGAAGUACUAUUAUUUUAUCCGACUGAUGGGUCGAAAGGCAUCACAUGUUGCCCUGGAGUGCACUCUCCAAUCACAUCCCAAUAUGGUUAUUCUUGCUGAAGAGGUGGCUGCAUCAAAGCUUACACUUUUUGACAUCACAAAACAAAUAUGUGAUGCAGUGCAGGCCAGGGCAGGACAAGAUAAGUACCAUGGCGUUAUCUUAUUGCCAGAGGGUCUUAUUGAAAGCAUUCCUGAAGUAUAUGCUUUAUUGCAGGAAAUCCACGGUUUGCUCAGGCAAGGUGUCUCUGUUGAUAAAAUUUCUUCUCAACUAUCACCUUGGGCGUCUGCGUUGUUUGAAUUCUUGCCAACUUUCAUAAGAAAACAGCUCCUUCUCCACCCAGAAUCAGAUGACUCUGCACAACUGUCUCAGAUUGAGACAGAAAAGCUCUUGGCUCAUCUCGUUGAAGCAGAAAUGAACAAGCGAUUGAAAGAAGGAACCUACAAGGGAAAGAAAUUCAAUGGCAUCUGCCACUUCUUCGGUUAUCAAGCUCGUGGAUCAUUGCCGUCAAAGUUUGAUUGUGACUAUGCAUAUGUCCUUGGUCAUAUUGGCUACCACAUACUUGCUGCCGGUUUGAAUGGUUAUAUAGCAACUGUAACUAACCUGAAGAACCCCGUGAACAAGUGGCGUUGUGGUGCUGCUCCUAUAACAAGCAUGAUGACCGUUAAGCACUAUGGUCGUGGCCAUGGGGCUGCAACACUGGGAAAGCCAGCUCUGCAUCCAGCAGCUGUGGAUUUGAAGGGCAAGUCAUACGUUCUUUUGAGACAGAAUGCUACCAGAUUUUUGAUGGACGAUGUAUAUAGAAACCCAGGACCCCUUCAGUUUGAAGGUCCUGGGGCUGAUUCAAAGGCCGUAACCCUGUGUGUUGAGGACCAAGAUUACAUGGGUCGUAUCAAGCAAUUGCAGGAACACCUCGAUAAGGUGCGGUCGAUAGUGAAACCAGGGUGUUCUCAAGAUGUUCUAAAAGCUGCUUUGAGUGCCAUGACUUCUGUGACUGCCAUUCUAUCCGUGAUGUCCUCACCUACAAGCGGGAGCACUCCCUACUAA
Molecule: messenger RNA, 1851 nt
Organism: Fraxinus pennsylvanica
Lineage: Eukaryota; Viridiplantae; Streptophyta; Magnoliopsida; Lamiales; Oleaceae
Source: the annotation of a GenBank genome assembly